This is a messenger RNA of Ornithodoros turicata, 870 nucleotides long. RefSeq names its product piggyBac transposable element-derived protein 2-like. Bases 1 to 870 code for a protein of 289 amino acids. The transcript has 2 exons. Lineage: Eukaryota; Metazoa; Arthropoda; Arachnida; Ixodida; Argasidae. The record is from RefSeq and is a predicted model, not a curated record.
AUGAGAAGGGACAGGUUCUUCGAGCUAAGAAACGUUGUCCACUUUGCCGACAUUCAGAACGUUCCUGAGAACCAGAAACAGAACAAACUCUAUCGAUUACAGCCAAUCCUAAGCUCUUUCCGUUCUGGCUCUGUGAGUCUACCGAGGUUCAGUAACUUAUCUGUCGAUGAACAAAUGAUACCAUUCGUGGGACGCUGUCCUGCUCGUCAGUACAUUCCAUCGAAGCCAAACCCUGUUGGCCUGAAGAAUUUUGUGCUUGCUACACCACAGGGCUUGAUGCUUGACUUCAAGAUCUACACCGGAAAGGACACCGUGGACCAAGAGACACAGAAAGAACUUGGCCUUGGGGGAGCCAUCGUCAAGCUCCUACUCCAGACUGUACCGAGUGACAAAACCGUCCACAUGCUCAAGGACAGAUACUUCAUCGGGCUGAAGCUUGCAGAGUUCCUCAGAUCAAGAAAUACACACCUCACAGGGACUGUCCUAAGCACCAGGACUGGAGGGGCAGCGCAGAAAUUACCAGAUGAUAAGCAAAUGAAGAGGGGUGAUUCGGCAUGUGUUGUCGGGGCUGACGGCAAGGGCACAUGCAAGUGCUGGUCGAGCGAUGCGAACGGAAAAGUGGACGUGCCACAGCCUGCUGCCGUCAAGCAGUACAACUCAAACAUGGGAGGCGUCAACCUCAUCGAUUGCUUCAUGGCCUUCUACAGAAUAAAGAUCAGAACCAAGAAAUGGACCGUCCGUGUUUAUGCUCAUUUUCUUGAUCUUGCUGUUUGCAAUGGGUGGAUACAGUACAAACAAGACUGCGCUGCCCACAGGAUGCUCAAAAAAGACAUCCUUGAUCUGCUAGAGUUCAAGGUAACAAUCGCAUAA